AUGGACAGUCCAUGGGGGCGUGCAAACCUAAACUCCUUCUUUCGCGACCCUUCCGAUGCGACGGAACGGCUGAUCUGGUUGAGUUCAGACCCAAUCUGGAACUUUCGCUUAGCGAGUGCCCGGCAAACCCACGGUCACGACGAGACCUGGUCACCGGAAACAUAUGAAAACCGCAUGCCAUACGAUUGGGUCAUUAUGGAUCCGUUCCUCGCUGGAACGAUCACGUUUGUGGUCAUGCAUGCUGCUAGUGACCUGUUACUUCUAUCGCAGAACGGCAAUGGACUUGUACUGGGAUAUGCGCACCUUUACAACUUCCUUCAUAACGCCCAUAGCGCAAAUGAGGCAGAUUCGUCGGAGAAGUUAGUUACGAAAGACUGGAAAGAUAUCGACAAUGCAAUUGCACUGCUUGGAGAGUCCGGUAUCUUCAUGGGCAGUAGACCGACAGCACUCGACCAAGAAGAAGCAAAUUGUUAG
Messenger RNA from Alternaria incomplexa, 474 nucleotides. RefSeq lists its product as uncharacterized. The record is from RefSeq and is a predicted model, not a curated record. Bases 1 to 474 code for a protein of 157 amino acids. The transcript is spliced from 2 exons. Lineage: Eukaryota; Fungi; Ascomycota; Dothideomycetes; Pleosporales; Pleosporaceae.